Messenger RNA from Dipodomys spectabilis (banner-tailed kangaroo rat), 1152 nucleotides. Its product is annotated as repetin-like. Lineage: Eukaryota; Metazoa; Chordata; Mammalia; Rodentia; Heteromyidae. The record is from RefSeq and is a predicted model, not a curated record.
AUGAACUGGGGGUACGGAAAUGCCAUACAUAAGCAGAUCUACAAGAAGCGGGGAGCAGAAACAGAAGGGGAAGUCUGCUACCUGCUACCCAGCUCUCCAGGUAAAACGGAGCCCCCAGUUCAGAGGAAAUGCCUGGCACAGGCAGCCAGUUUCCGAGCAUUUCCAAGCUGCCCGUUCACAGUUGCCUUCCGGUUUCAUCACAACGCACUGGAAUACCCAGAGGCUUCCCCAGGCGCUGCAGUCUCCGUGUCACUGCUUUUUAAGAUGUACAUCCCUUGUCCGCAUGUCAGUAAAGACACGCCUGCCCUCUUCGUGUUUAGUAAGGGAGAGCAGGGCCGGCAGGACUCACCCCUGCAGGGAGAGCAGGGCCGGCAGGACUCACCCCUGCAGGGAGAGCAGGGCCGGCAGGACUCACCCCUGCAGGGAGAGCAGGGCCGGCAGGACUCACCCCUGCAGGGAGAGCAGGGCCGGCAGGACUCACCCCUGCAGGGAGAGCAGGGCCGGCAGGACUCACCCCUGCAGGGAGAGCAGGGCCGGCAGGACUCACCCCUGCAGGGACACCAGGGCCGGCAGGACUCACCCCUGCAGGGAGAGCAGGGCCGGCAGGACUCACCCCUGCAGGGAGAGCAGGGCCGGCAGGACUCACCCCUGCAGGGAGAGCAGGGCCGGCAGGACUCACCCCUGCAGGGAGAGCAGGGCCGGCAGGACUCACCCCUGCAAGGAGAGCAGGGCCGGGAGCACCAGGGCCGGCAGGACUCACCCCUGCAGGGAGAGCAGGGCCGGCAGGACUCACCCCUGCAGGGAGAGCAGGGCCGGCAGGACUCACCCCUGCAGGGGGAGCAGGGCCGGCAGGACUCACCCCUGCAGGGAGAGCAGGGCCGGCAGGACUCACCCCUGCCGGGGGAGCAGGGCCGGCAGGACUCACCCCUGCAGGGAGAGCAGGGCCGGCAGGACUCACCCCUGCAGGGAGAGCAGGGCUGGCAGGACUCACCCCUGCAGGGGGAGCAGGGCCGGCAGGACUCACCCCUGCAGGGAGAGCAGGGCCGGAAGGACUCCCCCUGCAGGGAGCACCAGGGCCGGCAGGACUCACCCCUGCCGGGGGAGCAGGGCCGGCAGGACUCACCCCUGCCGGGGGAGCAGGACGGCACGUGA